AUGCGAGUGUUUAUAAACAACGUGAACACUUACAGCGGCAGUUGCCUCUGUAAAACUUUUGACGAUAUAAAUAAUGAGAAAACAGAAAUAUAUGGAACAGUGACAGACGAAUAUGAAGGAAGAGAAGAUGACGAUACAAUAACAUACAGUUAUGAAAAUGUAAAAAAAGUAGUAUCAAAGGUACCUAAAGAUAAUGUAAUAACAAAUAUAUUAAUUAGUGAUUUAAGUAUAUUUGAUAUACAUAAUAGUAAUUUAGAAGAAAUCGAAUAUAUUAUACGAAAACUCAAAUAUGCAAAAGUGAAAAAAAAAAUUAUGUUCAUUCUUAUCUCUUCAAUUGUAACAUGGAAUAAGACAAAGAGAAAAUUUUUAAAAAAAAAAGUAGAAGAACAAAAAAGGAGUUCACCUUAUGACAGUGAAAAACCAAAGGCUAUGGACAACAAAGGGGCAGUCAAAAUGAAUCAUCAGAGUGACGAGGUGGUAAAAAGAGGGAAUCAUAAUACUAUUAGUAGUAAUAAUAAUAAUAGUGGUAGUAGUAAUAACAGCAGUAGUAAUAUUAAUAACAGUAACAAUAAUAAUGAUAGUAACAUUAAUAAUGAUAGCAACAUUAAUAAUGAUAGUAACGUUAAUAAUGAUAGUAACGUUAAUAAUGAUAGUAACGUUAAUAAUGAUAGUAACGUUAAUAAUGAUAGUAACGUUAAUAAUAAUAUUAGUAGUAGUAAUAAUGAUGGACGGAACUAUAGCAGCAGUAACAACAACACGUUCGAAGAGAGGAAGAAAACACAAUACAUUUAUAUUCCCCAACUAUUCACUGAAAAGGAUUAUCUAAAACGAAUACCAUCUAAUAUAUUUGAAGAAUAUAAAACUAUUGAAACUCUUGUAUUAUCAUUAAAUUCUAUUAAGAAUUUAAGUACUUAUGUUAUUGCUUCUGGAAUACAAUAUGGGAAUGGGGAAGAUGUAUUUUUCCCUAUAUUUAAAAAUGCUUGGUUAAGUAAAGACAAUGAAAUAAUUGAUAUAGGUGAUAAUUAUAUUCCUAUUAUUCACAUACAAGGACUAUGCGAGUAUGUAAAAGAAGUGUAUUUAAGAAAGGUCUCCACAAGAUAUCUCAUAGCUGUCGACAAGGAGCACAUUACUCAAAAAGAGCUUAUUAAAACUGUAGCUAGUUAUAUUUCAGGAAAUACUAAUUUUUCCCUUGUCUCAGCCUAUAAUUCAAUUUUUAUGAACAAUUCAGAAAAAUUGUGCCUUAAUCUAAGAUUUGCAUGCACAGAUCUUUCUGAUAUUAACCACGAGGAAGGAGUACCCAAAGAAGGAGGUUUAACUAAAGAGAAAAAACGGACGGCAAACAGUCGCGAUAGUCGUGCGAGGGGAAAGGAGGAUCCGUCAGGUGAAGAGGAAGAAGAAGUGGAAGCAGAUGAAGGAGAAGAAGCGGGAGAUGAAGAAGAAGAGGCGACAGAAGAUGAAGAAGAAGAGGCGACAGAAGAUGAAGAAGAAGAGGCGACAGAAGAUGAAGAAGAAGAGGCGACAGAAGAUGAAGAAGAAGAGGAGAGAGAAGAUGAAAAAGAAGAGAAAUUGGAAGAGGACGAUUCCGCGACAGAUGAAGCAGAUGAAGAAGACGACGGUAAUCCACAAGAGGACAAAAGCCAAAAAAAAAGUGAAAAACGGAAAAAGGCUACAGAGGGCAGGACAAAAUACAGACACAAAAAAAAAAAAAAAAACAAACAAAAGGAGAAAGAAAAAUCGUUUAUCAAAUUUCACUGUUAUGAUGGGUUCGCUAAAAACAUUGCCAUUUUAGCAAAAGAGUUUUGUGAAUACAGGAAUCUAAAAUCUUUAAAAGUACUUAUUUUGGGUCAACCUGGAGUGGGAAAGUCAUUUAUAGCUAAAAAAAUAUGUGAGCAUUACAAUUUAAUUAUGUGUUCUAUUAGCUUAUUAAUAGAUGAGUGUAAAAAAAAUAAUUAUAAUUUUCCAGACUACUAUAAGCAAUAUCUUAAUGAGUUAGAGUAUGAGAAAAAUAAAAAAAAAAAAAAAAAUGAUAAAAUCAAAAAGUUAACCUUAAAUGACCUUUCUUCCUUAUUUUACAAAAAAUUAGAAAAUAAUGAAUGCAAAUUUAGGGGAUUCGUUUUAGAUUUCUUUCCUCGAAACUAUGAUGAAGCCAAGUACUUUUUUGAAACUUUUGCCGAAGUUUCACAGAGUAUUCCAGCACUUAAGAGGGAAGAUAGCAAUGAUAUGAGAGAAAAUAAUAAAACGAGAAGAAGCAAGGGGGGAAAAGAAGUAGAGCGGGGCGAGAACGAAGGAGAGGGGAGUGAGAUUGGUAAUGGGGGGAGGAAGAAUUUUGAUAAGGACAUCGAUGAAGAGGAAGAUGGGGUGAAAGAAGAUGAAGAGGAUGAUGGGGAAGAAGAAGAUGAAGAGGAUGAUAGGGAAGAAGAAGAUGAAGAGGAUGAUAGGGAAGAAGAAGAUGAAGAGGAUGAUAGGGAAGAAGAAGAUGAAGCAGAAGAUGAAAUGAACAAAGAGAAUGAUGAGAAUAACGAAGAAAAUGCCGACAACUCCUACCAUUCGGCCGAUUCGGAGGGUGAAAACGGAACAUCUAAAGGAAACUCCGCAGGAAAAAAACGAAAUGGAAAGAAUAAUAGACGGAAAAAGGGAAGAAUCAAUAAAAGCAAAAAGGGAAGUAGAGAUAGAGAUAGAAGUAUACACAUACACAAAAACAAAAGCGAAAGAAUACAAAAUGUGAACAAUUUAGUGCUUCCAGAAUUUGUUAUAAUCCUAAAGUCCACAGAAGAGUUGUGCAGGAGUAGAAUGAUGAAUCUUCCAGAAGAGGAAAUAAUUAAAGGGCAUAAUGACGAAAGUGGUUUUGAAAGACGACAUAAAAAAUAUGUAGAGGAAAAUUGUCGAAAUGAUUACAUUCAGUUUGAUGAGAAAAAAAUAAUUGAAGAUUAUUUUGUAGAAAGAGAAAUAGAAGUGUUUAAUGUUCAUAUAAAUGAAAAUUCAUUACUAGAUGAUAUCUUAACAAAUAUAUAUAUUUAUAUAGAAAAAAAUAAAAAAUUUUAUAACUUUCUACCCUCUACUGAUGACAUGUUAAGAAAAAAAUUGAAUGAACAGGAAAAAAAUCUGAAAAGUGAAAAAGAAAAAUUAAAAAAAACAGAAGAGAAAAUAAUUGGAGAAGAAAUUAAUAAAAAUGAUGAAUUAAUAAAAGCAGAAAAAAAAAGACAACAAUUACUUAUGGAACAUCAACAACAAUAUAUUCAUAAUCAAUCCCUUCCAUUGAGAUUUUAUUUAAUUAAAAACAUCCUCCCUAUUUUAACUGAUGCGUUGAUAUAUAUUUGUAAAACGAAGCCUAAAAAUCCUUGUCUACAUAUAGCAGAAUAUUUGCUGGAAAACGCUCACAAGUAUAAUGUGGAUGAAUCUAACACCGAUGCGCUCGAUUCCGAACAUCUCGAUUCGGAGCAAAAAUUGAAGGACAGUAAUAAAUAA
Messenger RNA from Plasmodium malariae, 3465 nucleotides. Its product is annotated as P-loop containing nucleoside triphosphate hydrolase, putative. NCBI's taxonomy places the organism in Eukaryota, Apicomplexa, Aconoidasida, Haemosporida, Plasmodiidae. The record is from RefSeq and is a predicted model, not a curated record. Gene Ontology annotation, cellular component: Set1C/COMPASS complex. Bases 1 to 3465 code for a protein of 1154 amino acids. The transcript has a single exon.